Molecule: messenger RNA, 2098 nt
Organism: Punica granatum (pomegranate)
Lineage: Eukaryota; Viridiplantae; Streptophyta; Magnoliopsida; Myrtales; Lythraceae
Source: RefSeq, a predicted model, not a curated record
CAGCAAACACCAUUUCAUAUCAUAUCAUAUCAUAUCAUAAUCUCUCUCUACUCUCUCUCUCUAACCCUAGCUUUCCUCUAGAGAGAGAAAGCACUCAACCUCCGAGUCGUCGCCUCCGUCGAUUCCUCCUCCGGCAGCCUCCCCAUGGCCUAGUAUUGGCGCCUCGCAAUCGGUCCCGGCCGUCCCGGAGUUGAUCAGCCUUCGCAGUGCAGGUUUGACGCGGAAUUGUCCUAGUUCUCGCCGGUUGUAGUCCCUUUGAUUGGGGAGUGAUGGAGCCCCGGGUCGGCAAUAAGUUCCGCCUUGGCCGUAAGAUCGGCAGUGGAUCCUUCGGAGAGAUCUAUCUCGGUACUAAUAUUGUAUCGAAUGAGGAAGUUGCGAUUAAGCUGGAAAAUGUCAAGACGAAGCAUCCGCAGUUGCUGUACGAGUCAAAGUUGUAUAAAAUACUUCAGGGAGGAACUGGGAUUCCGAAUGUGCGGUGGUAUGGUGUCGAAGGAGACUAUAAUGUGCUUGUGAUGGAUUUGCUGGGACCUAGUCUUGAAGAUUUAUUUAACUUCUGUAGUAGGAAAUUGUCUCUUAAGACUGUUCUCAUGCUUGCCGAUCAAAUGAUCAAUCGAAUUGAAUUCGUCCACUCAAAAUCAUUUCUUCAUCGAGAUAUCAAGCCCGACAAUUUCCUUAUGGGCUUAGGGAGGCGUGCCAACCAGGUUUACAUCAUUGAUUUUGGUCUGGCAAAGAAGUAUAGGGACACUUCAACUCAUCAACACAUUCCCUACAGAGAAAACAAGAAUUUGACUGGAACAGCAAGAUAUGCAAGCAUGAAUACUCACCUUGGGAUUGAGCAAAGCCGCAGGGAUGAUUUAGAGUCUCUUGGAUUUGUUCUGAUGUAUUUUUUGAGAGGAAGCCUUCCUUGGCAGGGACUGAAGGCGGGGACAAAAAAGCAAAAGUAUGAAAAGAUCAGUGAAAAGAAAGUUUCAACUUCUAUUGAGGCAUUAUGUCGGGGUUAUCCAUCUGAAUUUGCAUCUUACUUCCAUUAUUGUCGGUCAUUGCGCUUCGAUGACAAGCCAGAUUAUGCUUACCUAAAGAGGCUCUUCCGCGAUCUCUUUAUUCGUGAAGGCUUUCAGUUUGAUUAUGUGUUUGAUUGGACCAUCUUGAAAUAUCAACAGUCACAGAUUGCCACGCCUCCUCCGCGUGCUCCUGGAACAGGAGCUGGACCAAGUUCUGGCAUGCCUCCUGCUAUUAAUAGUUCGGGUGGAGAAGAUGGCAGGGUUCCCCUGGGUUGGUCUGUAGGAGAUGCUGCCCACAGGAGGCAUUCAGGACCAGUUGCUACUAGCGGAAGUUUAUCUAGGCAGAAAAAUCCAGUUGCAAAUGACUCUACCGUGUCCAAAGAAGUCAUGCCUUCGAGUUCGAACUUCUUGAGAUCGACUGGAUCAUCGAGGAGGGCUGCUGUCUCUAGCAGCCGUGAAGCUGGAAAUGUGGGUACAGACUCAGAUCUCUCUCGGUCCCGCACUGCAGCGGAUGUGAGCCCUGGAGCUUUCCGCAAAAUUUCUAGCGGUAGUGCCCAGAGGAGUUCACCGGUGGGAUCAUCUGAUCAGCAGAUCCGUCCAACUUCGAGUAGGAAUAACAAUACUACGUCCAAUAUGAAGACCUUCGAGUCGACCCUCAGGGGCAUCGAGGGCUUGCACUUCAAUAGCAGCAGCGAUGAGAGGGUGAAGUACUAGUGAAAGAAAGAAAGAUUUUUCCAGAGGAUGAUCAAUCUAUGGGUCUCGAAUUGGACAGCCACUGAACGUGUAAGUAGGGGUCAAUCGUAUCUUUUCUGUGACAUUAGUGUUUGAGGCUUGAGCUAUCGGUUUACUCGCCACGGCGUUAUAUGGAGUGUAAGAUGGUUUAAUGUCGAAUUUGGUACCAAGGGUUUUUCCCCAAAUUGUCAAACCCAGUUGGGUGGGUAUUCUCGGGAUGUCGUUGUAAAGGAGCACUGUCUUUGUAUCAUAUGUUGUGACGUUACCUGCAUGGUUUUAGGUGUUCAAAGUCGAGCCAGAGUCUUCUGGGUGGUUGAUUUUUUUCCCCCCUUUUAAUGGAAAGAUUAGAUUGUUUAUUUUUUCUA